Messenger RNA from Symbiodinium natans, 312 nucleotides. NCBI's taxonomy places the organism in Eukaryota, Dinophyceae, Suessiales, Symbiodiniaceae. The record is from the annotation of a GenBank genome assembly.
AUGGUCGACAAAGAACCCGUGACCAAGAAACUGGCGAAGCGCAUCUUCGCGGCGGUGGACGCGAACCGGGACGGGGCGCUAGAUCGUCUGGAGCUGGCGGAGUUUCUCCGUGAGGCGGCUGACAUGGUCGACGUGAACUACACCGCCUUCCUGGCCGACCAGUUGGGUUCGCCGAAGGCCGCCGAAGAAGCGGCGGCUGGCCGGAAGGAGCCUCUGCAGAUUCUUUGUAAGCUCGGCCAGGAUGGUGUCUUUGUUGAAAACUUUGUCGAGGGGGAGGCUGGAGGACUACUUAGCUAUCGGUCUGUCUGCUAA